Messenger RNA from Entrophospora sp. SA101, 1206 nucleotides. The record is from the annotation of a GenBank genome assembly. NCBI's taxonomy places the organism in Eukaryota, Fungi, Glomeromycota, Glomeromycetes, Entrophosporales, Entrophosporaceae.
AUGGGAGUUACAAAUGGCAAAUACGAUGUAGAUUUCGACGAUGAAGGUGCAUUUGGAAAGGUCCGAAUAGUUGAACGACGUGAUAAUAAAAAACUUUACGCACUAAAAUAUAUUUCAAAAGAAGAAUGUAUUAGAAUGGAUGCUUUACGAAAUGUACUUAGAGAACGUUUAAUGUUGGAAGAAUUAGAUCAUUCAUUAGUUUGUAAUUUACGAUUUGCAUUUCAAGAUGAUGAUUAUAUGUAUAUGAUCAUGGAUCUAAUGAUGGGUGGCGAUCUAAGGUUUCAUUUAAAUCGUAAAACAUUCACAGAAGAUGCAAUAAAAUUUUGGAUAGCAGAAUUAGCUUGUGCUACAAGAUAUUUACAUUCUAAAGGUGUAGUUCAUAGGGAUAUUAAACCAGAUAAUGUACUGCUUGAUGAUCGAGGACAUGUACACUUGACAGAUUUUAAUAUUGCAACACAUAUAAGACAUGACAAACCAUUAACAUCACAUUCUGGUACAUGCGCAUACAUGGAAGUGUUUAAAGGCAGUGGAUAUGGCGUAACGGUGGAUUGGUGGUCUUUAGGAGUUAUAUUUUAUGAAUGCAUAUAUGGAGGGCGACCAUUUGAGUGUGAUAAUCAAGAAGAACUAAAAAAAAUGAUUCUAAGAGCACCAAUAAAAUAUCCUGACAUGGAUCCACCUGUAAGUCCAACUUGUAUAUCGGCCAUCCAAGGUUUUCUAGAGCGUGAUAUUAGUAAAAGAUUAGGUUGUGGAAUGAAUGGAUUUGCCCUAAUCCAAAAUCACCCAUUUUUUCGUAAUAUUGAUUGGCCUUCACUAGAAACGAAAAAAUUAAAUCCAGUUUUUUGUCCUUCAUCAAAUCAAAUAAAUUUUGAUGCAACUUACGAUCUGGAAGAGCUGCUACUUGAGGAACAACCGCUUGACUGUAGACCAUCACGUAAAAGAAAAUCUAGACGUCGCAAGGAUUAUGGUAAUAAUGAUUAUUUUGAAAAAGAGGAAGCUCAAUAUCAAUUAAUUGAAGAAAAAUUUAAGCCAUUUGAUUAUACAGUUUUUGAGAAAUACGAAGGUUGGGUAGAUCCAGUUACAAGGUGCGUGUCUGAUCCACCUGAAUGGGUUAAGCCUGCUGCUGUUGAACUAGCUAAUCAAAAAGAAAGGGAAAGUCAAGAUGGAGCAACUAAUAAUGGCGGUCGCGCAACUCCCAAUCCUUCUUAG